UGCUCACCAUCGCCGGACUCCAUUUUGAGUCAGCUUGUGUGGCAACGCCGAGCGGAAAAAAAGAAAAAAGCUAAACCUAGCCUAGCCUGUUGUCGCCCUUUCUUUAGGCCCGAACGCUACUAGCACGACCCAAACCCACUCAGCCGACGAAGCAACGCUCGCGAACCAAGUUACUAUCCGAAAGGAAAGCAAAUCUUAUCGUAUGUCCGCUAUCCAGAACCUCCAAACUUUUGACCCCUUUGCUGAUGCAACUAAGGGUGAUGACUGCCUCCCAACUGGGAAAGAAGACUACAUCCACAUAAGAAUCCAACAGCGGAACGGCAGGAAGACCCUCACGACUGUCCAGGGCAUCGCCGCCGAGUAUGACAAGAAGAAGCUAGUCAAGGCCUUCAAGAAGAAAUUCGCUUGCAAUGGGACCGUGAUCGAGCACCCGGAGUAUGGUGAAGUGAUCCAACUUCAGGGAGAUCAGCGGAAGCACAUCUGCCAGUUCCUCAUAGAGAUUGACCUGGCCAAAGAUGAGCAGCUCAAAGUACACGGCUUUUAGACGCUACCAAUAGCCCCCUCACCCGGAAGACUAUCAUUUCCCCCUCCCCCAAUGUGCUGCUGUCGCUCUUCUCCCCCCUGCCCCAGCUCCUACUAGCUAAGGUGAACAAGCUGUUCUAACAUGGGACUGUGUACCACCACUGCCGCCCUCCACCACCAGAGGGCAGACUCUCUGCGGCAGCGCAGACUUCCUGAGACUCCUCACAACAUCCGAGACGAAUGGUGAUGACGUCUUCAUGCCUUCCCUGGGUUAUUUACUUCAUUUUUUCCCCCUUUUUAGGUCUUUGUGCCACUGUGAGGAGGCACUAUUCAUGUAACUUUUUUUGUUUUGUACUUAAGGUGUUUCAAUAAAAUGAUGCGUCUCCAUA
This is a messenger RNA of Syngnathus typhle (broad-nosed pipefish), 911 nucleotides long. RefSeq names its product eukaryotic translation initiation factor 1. The transcript is spliced from 4 exons. The record is from RefSeq and is a predicted model, not a curated record. The coding region runs from base 203 to 544 and encodes 113 amino acids. NCBI's taxonomy places the organism in Eukaryota, Metazoa, Chordata, Actinopteri, Syngnathiformes, Syngnathidae. Gene Ontology annotation, cellular component: eukaryotic 43S preinitiation complex. Gene Ontology annotation, biological process: translational initiation. Gene Ontology annotation, molecular function: RNA binding; ribosomal small subunit binding; translation initiation factor activity.